Meriones unguiculatus (Mongolian gerbil) is the source of this 1664-nucleotide messenger RNA. RefSeq names its product lymphocyte antigen 6 family member G6C (gene Ly6g6c). The coding region runs from base 881 to 1261 and encodes 126 amino acids. The transcript is spliced from 3 exons. NCBI's taxonomy places the organism in Eukaryota, Metazoa, Chordata, Mammalia, Rodentia, Muridae. The record is from RefSeq and is a predicted model, not a curated record. Gene Ontology annotation, cellular component: external side of plasma membrane; protein-containing complex.
CUCUGAAGCUCGGCUCCUUUGAGUUCAAAUCCUGACUUUGCCACACAGUAGCUGGGUGAUGGGAGCAAGCCGCUUAACCUGAGCCCAUUCCCUCUUCGGGAGAAUGGAGAUAAAAGCACGUGAGAGCCAAAUAAACACAGCAUGCCUGAAACCGUGGGUGCUCAACGCAUCCUUGUUACCUCCGCUUUUACCUUAGCUCUCACCUCACCUCUGGGUGCCCACGGUGCUCCUCCCAGAGCCAGGCCCAGUGGGGUGAGAGCUCCCCAAGAACCACCCUGUAGCCCUCCAGGACACACAGCCUCAGCCCCACUUCUAUGACGUCACAGAAACCCUCCGUGAUGCCACAAACCUUCACCCUGUGGCUUCGCAGCACCUGGAGGAUGGGAUGGGGAGUGAGCCCACAUUAACUCAGCCCGCUCCAUUGUUCCAUCGAUUUUGGCCUCCCCCUCCCCACUCCCAGGCACCCAGAGUUGGUGAUCCACCCAGGACUACAUCACACUGUUCAUUUCCUAGGAACCAGCCGAUGCCCACACUGCGGCUGUUUGAGUCACAGAGGCUUUUCUGAUGCCCCCUCAGGGCACUGGGGCCCUCGGCUGGGGGUCCGGAAACCAAGAUCCAAAAUGGAGUUCCUCACUAACAACGCUACCCUCUCCCGUCUCCCUCUCCCGUCUCCCCUCCCUACCCAGGCCUGGAGAGACCCUUCCCUCCUCUGGGCUUUUUCUCCAGUCAGCUGGGUGUAACCCGGGAGGGAGGUGGCACCCGGGAGGAGCCAGGGGGAUUAUAAAUCCUGAGGAGAACAGGCUCACCUCCAGAGCGGGAUCCCUGAGGCUGCUGCCAGCUGCUGGGGCUGCGGACACUGGGGACACUGGGGACCCUCACCAUGAGCCGCCUGUUGCUGAUCACCUUGUCAGCCCUGCUCUGCUGCUGCGUCUCAGCUGACAUUCGAUGCCACUCCUGCUACAAGGUCCCUGUGCUGGGCUGUGUGGACCGCCAGUCCUGCCGCCUGGAGCCAGGCCACAAAUGCCUGACCACAAAUGUGUACCUCGGGAAGAUGUGGGUGUUCUCUAACCUGCGCUGUGGCACACCGGAGGAACCUUGCCGGGAGGCCUUCAACCAGACCAACCACAAGCUAGGCCUGAACUACAACACCACCUGCUGUGAGAAGGACAACUGCAACAGCCCGGCGCCGAGGCCAAUGCCUGCCCUGGCUCUCAUCUCCCUCACCUCCUUGGCUGGCCUUGGCCUCUGGCUGUUGCACUGAGACUCACCCCACGCUGCCCUCCUCCCAUCCACGCAGCCUGACCUUUCCUCCUAUGUCCUCAGAGCUGCGGCUUUCCAGAGCGUUCUCCCCUUUUCUGAAGAUCAUUUCCCAAGUUCUGUCCCAUUUACUUCAUGGGACUGUGCAUGGAGUGGUCCUCCUAGCCACCCUCCAUUCCCUCAGCCGGCCCCUCCAGUUCCCCCCAAGUCCUUCCCCAUUUCCUUCUAAACCACUCUACCUCCUCCACUGGCCACCGACAGGGCUCCCUACUUGGAUGCACGCCGCUGUGCCUCUGGGAUCUCCAUCUGGAACUGUCUUGACCCCAAAAGGACCGGCUGACCUCACUGCGUGGGGUUCAUUCACCAAGCCCUCUGCUCCUCUCUUUCCAUCUUGGAAAAUAAAUGUC